GGUCUUGUCAACAGUGAACAACAACAAUAAUAGCAACAUUCACACCAGUGCCACAGUAGUUCGAUUGGUUAAACCAAGUUUUCAAAAGAUAAUAUGAUCUCAAUUUCAAUCUGUUCGGUAUCUGUCUAAAUUCGUUUCUAAAAUGCACCGAGAAAUAAUUGAAUUAUUACAUUUUUGACAUUUCAUACAACAAUUGCCAUGUAUUUAAAAGGCAAUUCCGUCUUUUCGUUUGCAAAUCGAAUGAAAACAACGUUUAGCACGUAAAUAACAGCCGGUUGUGAAUUUAGUGGCAAACAACGAGGUACAGAGCAAACCAAAAGAACAGAGACAUACAGAAACAGAGAAUGAGAGAAACAGAGGGCGUGAGAGUGUGUGUGUGUGUGUGUGUGUUAACGCGUUAUCAAAAUAUAUGAAUUUACAUUUGAGAGGAAAAUAAACAAAAUUAUCAGCUGGUCGCUUAGUAGCCUAAGCACGGCUACGUGAUUUUGACGAUUCAUUUCGUUUUCAACUGAAAAAGAGAUAAGGUUAAGAAAGUGAGAGAGAUUGAAAGUGUCGUGCGCGCGCGAAAAAUAGAGAAUUUGCCAACGCUAGCUAUUGAGCCCCUCAGUUGUUGUUGCUGCUGUUGCUGUUGUUGUGUAGUUUUUGCUCUCCAAUUAAAAGCAUUGGAAUGUAUCGGUUUAUGAUUGAACGCACAAUAUUCAAUCAAUUGCAGCGUCAGGCAAUCAGCGCGAGCAAGCGAUAUUAUCAAUGCAGCGGAAUCGGGGUUUAUGGCUAUCGUCCCAAAAAGGAGGUUGAAUCAUUCGAGCUCGACGAUAAUGUACUUAAGAUUCGACAGCAGCAAAGUAAUUUCUAUCGAUGGAUUGAAGCGUUUCGCACACAUUCACACCGCAUCGCACAAACAAAUCCCAUUGAACUAGAGAAGAAUAAGAAUAAAAGCCUUCCACCUGAAUUGGAGCUGCAUCGUUAUGGACUCGACGAGCAACAAACACACAAUUUUUGUGGUAUUUUAAAUAAUGAUAUCACCAAAGGCACCGUUCGACAAGCGCAGGAUUUCCUCAAUCGUACCUAUUGUGGCAGUGUUAGCAUCGAAUUUUCGUACAUUGAAUCGGAGCAUGAGCGCGAAUGGCUCACCGUGAAUUAUGAGAAAUUUAUCGCCAAUGCAGAUGAUAUAUCGAUUGAUACGAAAAAAGAGAUACUGGAACUACUGCUGAAAUCACAAAACUGGGACCACUUUUUGGCGAAAAAAUUCCCAAGUGUUAAACGCUAUGGCGGUGAAGGUGCAGAGUCGAUGAUGUCGUUUUUUCGCCAAUUAUUAUUAUUGGCAGCUCAAAAUGAGGUUAAUAACAUUGUGCUAGGGAUGCCGCAUCGCGGUAAAUUGAAUCUACUAACAACGAUGCUCAAGACACCACCAGCAAAAAUUUUCCACAAAUAUAAAGGAAACUCUGAAUUUCCGUCCGGUGUUAAAGCAAUGGGUGACAUAGCAAAUCAUUUCCAUGUGAGCGAAGAUUUUGAAAUAAAUGGCAAUAAAGUUCAUUUGACGAUGCUGCAUAAUCCAUCACAUUUGGAGGCCGUGAAUCCGGUAUCGAUGGGUAAAACGCGAUCAAAGCAGCAAUCUUUGCGCGACGGUGCUUUCAGCAGUGAUGCUCACAAGCGAUUUGGUACCAAUGUAAUUAAUGUGCAGUUGCACGGGGAUGGCGCGUUCUGCGCACAAGGUAUCAAUCAAGAAAUGCUUAUGAUGGCUGAUGUACCGCAUUUUGAGGUUGGCGGAACAAUUCACAUGGUAAUCAACAAUCAAGUGGGAUUUACGACACCCGCAGAGCGUGGCCGAUCAACGCGAUACUGUUCCGAUUUGGCGAAAUGCAUUAUGGCCCCAGUAUUCCAUGUUAACGCUGAUGAUCCUGAAGCCGUCGAUAUUGUGACACGUUUAGCAUUCGCAUAUCAACGAAAAUUCCGCAAGGAUGUUUUCAUCGAUUACAUGUGCUUCCGACGCUGGGGUCACAACGAAUUAGACGACCCGACAUUUACAAAUCCAGCCAUUUAUAAGAUAAUUCAUUCGCGAAAAUCAAUUCCCGACAAGUAUGCCGAACGAUUGAUUCAAGAGAAUGUGGUUAGUGUGGACGAUGUGAAAAAAAUCAUCGAAAAUCAUACACGUUACCUUACGGAAGAGUUGGAUAGAGCAGACUCGUACAAACCCGAAGCAUACUACUAUCAAAGGGGAUGGAAAGAUCUCCAGCCGGCUUCAUCAUCAAUCACAACAUGGGAUACCGGAUUGGAUUACAGUAUUUUACAUUACGUUGGCAUACAGAGCGUCUCAUAUCCGCAACAGUUUACCAUUCAUCCACACAUUUUAAAAACGUUCGUGAAAAAUCGAAAAAUACGACUGGAAACGGGCCAUAGGAUCGAUUGGGCGACGGCCGAGGCGAUGGCAAUCGGAAGUCUUAUGUAUCAGGGCCAUAAUGUACGGAUUAGUGGCGAAGAUGUUGGACGUGGUACAUUCUCGCAGCGGCAUGUAAUGCUCGUUGACCAGCAAACAAAUGAAAUGUACAUCCCAUUGAACGAUAUGUCGCACGGCAAUGGUGGCAAAUUGGAAAUUGCCAAUAGCAUUCUAUCGGAGGAGGCGGUGCUUGGCUUCGAAUACGGUAUGGCAAUCGAUAAUCCAAACAAUUUGAUUAUAUGGGAAGCCCAAUUCGGCGACUUCUACAAUGGCGCUCAAAUAAUCAUCGAUACGUUCAUUGCAUCCGGCGAAACCAAAUGGAUGCACGCAAACGGUUUGGUUAUGCUGUUGCCACAUGGCUACGACGGUAUGGCAUCGGAGCACAGUUCGUGUCGUGUUGAACGGUUUUUACAGCUCACCGAUUCGAAAGAAUGUUCGCCCGAAGGCGACGACGUAAAUUUACAAAUUGUGAAUCCAACGACACCCGCACAAUACUUUCAUGCGCUGCGGCGUCAAAUGGUUCGUAAUUUCCGAAAGCCUUUAAUUGUUGUCGGACCAAAAACCCUAUUGCGUUUGUCAGAAGCAACAUCCGUGUACACCGAUUUCCUGCACGGUACCACAUUCAAGCCGGUAAUCGAAGAUGUAAUCGCCAUGGAAAAGGAUCGAGUGAAACGUGUUAUUCUAUGUAGCGGAAAACAUUAUUAUAAUUUGAAUGCAUUCCGUGAGGAAAACAAAAUUCGCGAAGUUGCAAUCGUUCGCGUGGAAUCGUUGUGUCCGUUCCCGGUGAAAGAGCUUAACGAAUCCUUGGACUUGUAUAAGAAUGCCAAAGAAUUUGUAUGGUCACAAGAGGAGCCGAGAAAUAUGGGAGCAUGGUGGUUCAUUAGACCUCGUUUCGAAAAUAUGUGCGGACAGAAAAUCUCCUACCGCGGAAGAGAUGAGGGCGCUACCACUGCCGUUGGAGUUUCAUCUUGGCACAAAAUUGAAGCGGAACGAGUCGUUGUGGAUGCAUUCAAGGGCCUUUAAAAAAAAUUUCAAUCGAAAAAACACACACACACAAGAAAACACAUUGUAAAUUGGAUAGAUUGUUUUGAAGUUGGAAAUUAAAUUUAUUUUUAUAAAACGGUUUGAUUAGUCUAUUUGAAAUUGGCACAAGUAAUUCACAGAGUAAAAUGACGAAAUGUUACAAACGAAAGAAGAGAAGAAAAAAAAAAAACGAAAACUCAAAUGUAUUAAUAUUGUAAAUACGAAUGUAUAGAGUGUAGACUGUUUAAUUAAAUAUUAAAAUUUCUGUAUGCUUUUUUUCCCUCAUUUUA
Molecule: messenger RNA, 3747 nt
Organism: Sitodiplosis mosellana (orange wheat blossom midge)
Lineage: Eukaryota; Metazoa; Arthropoda; Insecta; Diptera; Cecidomyiidae
Product: probable 2-oxoglutarate dehydrogenase E1 component DHKTD1 homolog, mitochondrial
Exons: 10
Coding region: 668-3457 (929 amino acids)
Biological process (GO): tricarboxylic acid cycle
Molecular function (GO): oxoglutarate dehydrogenase (succinyl-transferring) activity; thiamine pyrophosphate binding
Source: RefSeq, a predicted model, not a curated record